Eupeodes corollae is the source of this 3887-nucleotide messenger RNA. RefSeq lists its product as uncharacterized. The transcript is spliced from 9 exons. NCBI's taxonomy places the organism in Eukaryota, Metazoa, Arthropoda, Insecta, Diptera, Syrphidae. The record is from RefSeq and is a predicted model, not a curated record. Bases 981 to 2381 code for a protein of 466 amino acids.
CACAACAAGUGCGUGUUGUAAAUUCUCUCGGGUCAAGAGUGGAGGAAUAAGUGAAUUAUAAUUAAAAAAAAGAUAUCACUAUAUUGUGCAUUAGGUCCUUUCGCACCUUCUGCCAUAUCACUGUCUCUGGAAUACCCUCCUCGUCUAGCGUUUAGCGUCUAGGUCUAAUUACAUCAACUUCCACCGCUAUCGACAUCGACACCACCGCCACAAUUCCACAAUUUUUGCAUAGUCUUAUGAUAAUUAAUAUCGAAUAAAAAGUGCGUGAAUGUGAAUGUCAAUGUGAAUGUGACUAAGUGAAGCAACAAUAACAAACAAGGGCAAUUGAUGAUGAUGGUGGAAGAAUUGAUGCAAAUCGGAUCCGGAAGUGAAUGCCCCAACGGUUCAACCAAUUAAAAGGCAAUUUGCUUGCAAAACAAAUCAAACUCAAAGAAAAUCUUUGAGUAGUAAAAUAUUUUUUUAAAUUUAAGAAAAAGAAAAGGAUAAAUUAACAACGCCAUUGCGUCGUGCGUCGCGUGUCGGUAGGCGUAAGAUUCACGUAACUACCUACCUACCGUUUUUCCCGGGAAAUUUUCGAGUCGUUUUUAGGUUUGUGCGAAAUCGGUCGUUUUUACAUUCGAAAUAUAUUUUUUGGUUUUCAAGUGAAUGCAUUCGUUUUUGUUCGAAAGAGGUGCAUUGAAAUUGUGAGAAUUAGUAAUCCAAUUAGCUACCUAUUGAUUUUGAAGUUUAACCAAGUUCGUUAGGCAUGGUUUUUGAGUUUUUUUUAAUCAAAUAAAAAUCAAAUGAAAUUUGUGAAGUGAAUAUUGAUGAAGUGUUUUUUGGUGAUUUGUUUAAUUAAAUUCGAGUGAACGCGUUAUUUUUAGCGAAUUUGUAGAAUAUUUUUGUACAGUGGAAUCAAAUUUUCAAUCAUUUAAAACUUUAGUUAUUUUUUGUCGAUUGUCAAUUGACUUUUUGUCGUUGUCGUUUUUAGAAAACUCGUAAUGUCAUACAUUCAACAAUUUAGCAUGGAUACCAUUUGGAUAAUUGUAGUUUUUAUGGGAUUAAUUUAUUUACAGCCAACAAAUGGACAAUCUGAAUUUGAUGUGCAACUUGUUAUGCAGAAGUACGCGGAGAAAGGUUCCAGUGUUACGUUACAAUGCAAACAUAACGUAAGGCCGGACAUUCUAUUCAAGGUGACUUGGCUGAAAGCUGACACGGGGAAAUUUUUUGAAUACAUCAACGGAAGGAAUCCACCGUUUCGAAAUUCCAGCGUGGAGGGUGGCGAAAUUGACUUUGAAAACUCUAACGAGACACAAGUGACAUUGAAAAAACUGAACUUUGAUGCGUCGGGACAUUAUUACUGUGAAGUUUCAACGGACACACCAAUUUUUACUAAAGCAUCAUCCGAUGAAUAUUUAAACGUGUUCAUUCCCCAGACAGGACCACCGACGAUAAAAUUUCGCAAAAGGACCCCAUUCAUUAUAGGCGAACGUAUAUUAGCCAUGUGUAAUACAACCAGAGCACAUCCCGCUCCGCACAUAACUUGGUUAAUUAAUGGCAAAAAGGUCGAUGAAAAAUAUGUACGAACACAUCAUGUCUAUUCGAUGAGUGGCAAAAAUAACCAUCGGAAGAGUCAACAGCAACACCAACAACAACUACAACAACAAUAUUAUCAACACGAAUAUCACCAUCCUCAACAAUACCAUCUACCAGGAGUUGAUAGAUACGACAAGAGCCUGAGAAUCGCAUCGGGUGGCAGCAACUGGAGAGAAGACCUCAUCGCCCAUUCUAAUCAUCAUGGCCAACAUCAUUCAGCAAAUGUCCAUAACAAUCCUUUCGGCUCUUUGACAAGCAUUCAUAAAAUGAAUCACAAUAAUUUUGACAAUAAAUAUUUAGAGACAAGGAAACACAGAAACUCAUCAAACCGUAAAUAUAGGAGAAGUAGUGGAGCUAACCUACUAGCUUUAAGGAGCAACAGUGGUUUGGCUGGCUCGAGUUCUGGUGCUAUGGCCAGUAUUUACAAUGCACUUGCAGGCAGUGGUGACUUCCCAUUACGUUCGACCCCAAUUACACCAUCGGCUACAUCCAAUCUAAUGGCAAUGGGUAUGUUUUCCAUUAGCCAGUUGAAUAUGGAAUUAGGGGAACAGCAUAUUGGGAGCAAUGGUCGUCUGGAAAUAACGUGUCUGGCGACAAUACCGACACAAGUCGGCCUUGGCGAACAAUAUGCCGAUUACAAAACGUACUCGGUUAAAGUGGACGUCGAAAGGCCACCAGAGACUGCUUCAGAAACAACACCGCCCAGCAUCGGAAUGGCCGCACUAGGGAAUGGUUCCUUCGCUUCAAGCAUACACAUAUGGCCAGUGACAACACUCUUAUCUUGUUUAAUCUUUUUAAGAAUUUAAAUUACUGUCAAUCAUUUUUUAAAAACUUAUUUUUAAGCAUAUUUAUACAUACAUUUUUAGUUAAUAGAUUUUUAUUCGAUCAAACAACGUACCUACCAAAUUAUGAUAAAGAAAAACAAAAUAAAAGUACUAAAAACAAAUUGAUGAAACAAAAAUUUUGAUAUUAUUUUUUAUUGUAAAGAUAAAGGAGAGUUUGUAAUAAUUAAAAAUAUCAAAAAACAAAAACUUAAAAAAUGAAUGUCAAACAAUUAUUGUGCGUUAAGGUUUAAGUUGUGUAAAAACAAUAAAACCCAAACAAAAAAACAAAACUCUUCAACCACAAUAAAUUAAUGAUUAAAUAUUAAGAUAUUUUUGUUAAAGUGAACAAAAUACAAUAAUUUUUUAAUGUAAAAGAAAUGAACAAACUUUUUUGUAUAAAAUAAUUUUCAUAAGAAAAUAAAUGAAAAAUGGGACAAAAAAAAUAAAAACAUAAUGAGAAAUUGUGUUAGAAUAAAAUAAAAUAAAUCCAUUAACUGAAAUCUAUUAACAAAAGCUCAUAAAAUAGAAGACAUUCAGUAAAAAAAGUAUCUAAUGAUUAGGAGAUUGUAUAAUUUUUUUUUAAUUUAAAAAUGGGGAACAUUGUUUUAUUUUUAUUGUAAUAUUUAAUUGUAUAUUUCUCUUUGUACAUUUGAAAGAAAUUUCGAAGUGAAACUAUUUUUUGUAAGAAUAAAAGAAAAUAAAACAAAAUAAUUAUAAUUGUAGGAAAAAAGGAAAACUAUUUUAAAGAUAUAUAAAAAUAAAACACUAAUAAAAAAAAAAAAAAAAACAAAGACCGUUGUAAGAAAAUCAGUAGAUAGAGGAUUUGUUUUAAAUCAAUUAAGAGGUUUUGCUUAUUGGUCUUUCAUUUAAACGACCAUCUUAAUUAUGAGACUUAAGUUUGGUUACAAUUAUUUAAAGUUGUUAAAAUUCAAUCUUAUUAAGUUUUUCUAAAUACUACUUUUGAAGUAGUUAACUUAACUUUUUUUUAAUAAAAUGUGUUUUGCUAUAAUUUGAAUCCUUAGAAUAUUACAGAUAGGUACACUUUUUAAAUUUUAUAAAUCUUAAAUAGUGACAAUCUUAUUAUUAAUAUACAUUUUUCAAAUUCAAGUUGGCAAAAAGUAUACCAAAAAUCUCCAAUUCCGAAAAAUUGUUAGCAAAUGUCAAUUCUAAAAAUGUAAAUUCUAUAGUUCUUUUUCAGUGAGACAGAAUUUUCGAUGCAAUUAGAUUAAUAUUGCAUUUGAAUUUAUGAAGAACAAAUCAGUGAAAUGAAUUGGAAAAUCUGACAAUAUUAUUUUGUUUCAAAAUAUUAACAGAAAAGAUUUGUACUAAGUUUAUAUUUGCAGAGCGUGUCAACGGUUUCCUGUUUUGUGAUGUCUGAAAUCUAAAAAUAAUGCCGAAAGUGUUUUUCCAUUUUAAAAAUAAUUUGUAUAUAUUUUUGUUUUUCAUUUAAAUAAGCUUUUUUCGGAUUUUAUUUGAAUAUCUCUUUCA